GCGCUUGCGCCAUAUUUUUCCGGCCGGCUGUCAUUCUCACGCUAAAGUUCCUCGAGGUUAAUCGUGGGGUGUUCACAUAUUUAGCCGUACUACCUACCAAUUAAUAAUUUCAACAAGAUGCCUCUGCAGCUCACCAAACCCGCGCCGCAGUUCAAGACCACAGCCGUAGUGAACGGCGAGUUUAAGGACGUCUCGCUGGCAGACUACAAGGGCAAAUAUGUGGUGCUGUUCUUCUACCCGCUCGACUUCACAUUCGUGUGCCCCACGGAGAUCAUAUCGUUCUCGGAGCGCGCGGACGACUUCAGGAAGAUCGGCUGCGAGGUGAUCGCCGCCUCUACUGACUCACACUUCACGCAUCUCGCCUGGAUCAACACGCCCAGGAAACAGGGCGGUCUGGGCCCCAUGAACAUUCCCAUAAUCAGCGACAAGUCUCACCGCAUCUCGCGCGAUUACGGAGUCCUCAACGAGGAGACGGGCAUCCCUUACCGGGGCCUUUUCAUUAUUGACGACAAGCAGAAUCUGCGCCAGAUCACCAUCAACGAUCUGCCCGUCGGAAGGUCGGUUGAAGAGGCCCUCAGAUUAGUUCAAGCAUUCCAAUACACUGACAAAUACGGGGAAGUUUGCCCGGCCAACUGGAAGCCAGGCUCUAAGACCAUCAAGCCCGACACUAAGGCCGCCCAAGAGUACUUCGGAGACGCCAACUAAACACCCAGACACAAAACAAAAGAAUACAAUCACACGCCAACACUCGUUAAACACUUCAACACAAGUUUUUAGGGAGCCAUUCGCACGAAUCCAACUCAUUUUGUUCAAUCUAUUUCUAAAUGAUAUUGGUGAUUUUAUCAAUUUCCACCGUAAAUUCCCAAACCUAUGAAUUAUAAAAUCCUCUUAAAAAACAAAUGUUACCUCUCCAAUUAUUAAAUUAUUUUUGAAUAUUUAUCCAAAUGAAUC
This is a messenger RNA of Chilo suppressalis (striped riceborer), 951 nucleotides long. The record is from the annotation of a GenBank genome assembly. Lineage: Eukaryota; Metazoa; Arthropoda; Insecta; Lepidoptera; Crambidae.